Molecule: messenger RNA, 1404 nt
Organism: Cheilinus undulatus (humphead wrasse)
Lineage: Eukaryota; Metazoa; Chordata; Actinopteri; Labriformes; Labridae
Gene: nup35
Product: nucleoporin 35
Exons: 10
Coding region: 371-1216 (281 amino acids)
Biological process (GO): regulation of DNA-templated transcription; nuclear pore organization; NLS-bearing protein import into nucleus
Cellular component (GO): nuclear membrane; nuclear pore central transport channel; nuclear pore nuclear basket
Molecular function (GO): structural constituent of nuclear pore; phospholipid binding; single-stranded DNA binding
Source: RefSeq, a predicted model, not a curated record
UAGUCUAUCAGUUAGCUUAGCUGCAAUGGUACUCCGUACAGUCGGCCCUAUUCAUCAGCUCCUUUUGACUUUUAAAGAAACAAACCGCGGUCAGAGACAUCUCGUUUAAGGUAGAUAACUGUAUUUAAAUAUAUGAUUUAUCAAAUUGUUUAUCUAAACGAAACCAACUUUAACCCAGGAGUGAGAUACCGGGAUAUUUCGGUUAGCUCUGCUAGCCGUGUUAGCUAGCUUUACGUCUCUUCACCUGACGUCACGUCCUACUUUUGAAAAUCGCGGCCAGGGAGGAUCGAGGCAGACAUGGAGCUACAAGUGGCAAGAACAACAAGAGAAUAUUGGUCUCCAGCCAGGUUUUCCAGUGGGCUCUGAACCGAUGACCCUUGGGUCUCCCACGUCUCCAAAACCGGCCUCUGGAGCUCAGUUUCUACCUGGUUUUCUCAUGGGUGACCUACCUGCCCCAGUUACGCCCCAGCCACGCCCCUUCAGCCUGACCGCGCCCCUCGCUGAGAGCACAGUCGGAGGUGGAGGAGGCUCCGCCCCUCAGCCCGUUGUCCCCACUCCCAAAGACAAGAGUGGAGCCCCACCUGUUCGCAGUAUUCAUGAUGACCUGGUAUCUGUGUCAUCACCACUCAACGCACACAGGCAGUCUUUUCCAGUGAUGCAGUCUCCUCUGUCUGCACGUGGAGCCUCCACCCCAGGCACAGGUGUGCAGCAGGUGUGUCUAUCUCCGGCUCAGGUUGAUCCUUUCUACAGUCAGGGAGAAUCUUUGUCGUCAGACGAUCAACUCGACCAGACCUGGGUCACUGUUUUCGGUUUUCCUCCAGCCUCGGCCUCCUACAUUCUGCUGCAGUUUGCUCAGUAUGGAAACAUCCUCAAACACACGAUGGCGUCUCCUGGUAACUGGAUGCACCUUCAGUAUCAGUCCAGACUUCAGGCCAGGAAGGCUCUGUCUAAAGAUGGGAAAGUGUUUGGAGACGCCAUCAUGGUGGGAGUCAAACCGUGUAUAGACAAGAGUGUGAUGGACAGCUGCACCACUGUGUCUUCACCCCUCUCCACCUCCAGCUCGGCUCUCCCCUCCACACCUCGCUCUGCCAUCAGACCGCUCAGCGCUGCCUACAGGAGCUCCAGCAGCGACUACCAUGUGGUAGCAGACAGACAGACGCCCAGGAAGGAUGACAGUUUUGUCUCGAAGGCAAUGGAGUACAUGUUUGGCUGGUGACAUUUCUUAAAGCAUCAUGGGGAACUGUUGCAUUGGAGGAGAAAGGCGAAUGAUUGGACAGAUGUAUGAACUGAUUCACUACAGUGUGUGGAAGUGAGAGAGAGCGUGUGCUGAGGUGGAGGAUUUUUCUGUCUUCUCUUCUUUUAUAAUCGGUCUUUUUAAUGUUUUUGUCUCAAUAAAGUUUUUUU